Molecule: messenger RNA, 4654 nt
Organism: Pygocentrus nattereri (red-bellied piranha)
Lineage: Eukaryota; Metazoa; Chordata; Actinopteri; Characiformes; Serrasalmidae
Exons: 23
Coding region: 80-4654 (1524 amino acids)
Source: RefSeq, a predicted model, not a curated record
AGAAAGAAGAAGAGGCAGCAACAGACACACAGAGGAUUAUGAAUAAGUUCAAUCUGGAAAAGCAGAUUUGAAUUACAGAAUGAAGACCCUUCAGCUCAAGAUGAAGAUCUUCAUCUCCAUCCUCUACCUGAUCUCAGGCCCAGUGUGCUGCUCUGAUGUGUUUGUCUACUCAGGAGGAAGCGUCAUUUUAUUCCCUGAUCUAAUGUGGGAUGUAAACAAUACAAAAUAUAUAUGCAGGAUGGAACAAACUGGCUGCCGGAAUGUAAUAAAAGAUCAAACAAAUAGCAAGUCUGUCACUAGCGGGAGGUUCAAGAUGUAUUCAAAUGUAGAUGGAGAGUUUACAGUGUUGAUCAGAGAGCUGAACCCACAGGAUUCUGCCGUGUACAGAUUUGGAGUUGGGAAUGAAAAGUAUAAGGACAUCAAGCUGACCGUUCAGAGUGAUUCUUGUUGUGAGGGAAUUAAAAGAAUAAAAGCUUAUCUGGGAGAGACGGCCACCUUCAAAUGUAGCUAUCCAGAUGAGUUCAAGACAAACAACAAGUACUUAACCAACCUCAAUAAUCAAAACACAAUCAUUUACACUGGAAAAGAGGCUCAGAAAGAGCAGAAAGACAGAUUCUCCAUCUUUGAUGACAGAAGAUCUAAAUUCUUCAGUGUGAACAUCAGCGAUGUGACAGAAGAUGAUGGAGGAGUUUAUCUGUGUGGAGUGUGGAAGAAAGAGACAUCAGUGGGUUAUUAUUCCUACUUCAGAGAGAUUCAGCUCCAAGUGACUGGUCAAGUGUUCGGCUAUUUAGCAGGAAGCAUCACAUUACUCCCUAAUCUACAGUGGGAUGUAAACAAUACAAGAUAUAUGUGCAAGAUGGAACAAAGUGGCUGUGUCAAUAUAAUAAAGGACCAGACUCAGAGCAAUGCUGUUACUAGCGGGAGAUUCAAGAUGUAUUCAAAUACAGCAGGCAACUUUACAGUGUUGAUCAGAGAGCUGAAGCCUCAGGACUCUGCCGUGUACAGAUUUGGAGUUGGGAAUGGGAAGCAUAAGGACAUUGAGCUGACCGUUCAGAAUGAUUCUUGUUGUGGGGGAAUUGGAAAAAUGAAAGCUUAUCUGGGAGAGACAGCCACCUUCAAAUGUAGCUAUCCAGAGGAGCUCAAGACAAAGAACAAGCGGUUAAUCAACCUCGAUAACCGGAACAAUGUUAGCCCGAUCAUUUACACUGGAAAAGAGGCUCAGAAAGAGCAGAAUGGCAGAUUCUCCAUCUUUGAUGACAGAAGCUCUAACGUCUUCAGUGUGAACAUCAGUGAUGUGACAGAAGAUGAUGGAGGACUUUAUCUGUGUGGAGUGUGGGUGUGGAAGAAUGAGAAGUCGGUGCGUUAUUACUCCUACUUCAGAGAGAUUCAGCUACAGGUUAACGAAAAAUCAACAGUGCUACCAGAAACUCCAAGCACAACUACGGAACCAACUACAGCUUCAACCUACUGGACCACGUCAACAGCACCAGUGGCAGAAACAACUGGUGAGCAUCUCAGUCAAGUGUUUGCCUAUUCAGGAGGAAGUGUCAUUUUAUUCCCUACUCUACAGUGGGAUGUAAACAAUACAAGAUACAUGUGCAAGAUGGAACAAAGUGGCUGCGUCAAUAUAAUAAAGGACCAGACUCAGAGCAAGUCUGUUACUAGCGGGAGAUUCAAGAUGUAUUCAAAUACAGCAGGCAACUUUACAGUGUUGAUCAGAGAGCUGAAGCCUCAGGACUCUGCCGUGUACAGAUUUGGAGUUGGGAAUGGGAAGCAUAAGGACAUUGAGCUGACCGUUCAGAAUGAUUCUUGUUGUGGGGGAAUUGGAAAAAUGAAAGCUUAUCUGGGAGAGACGGCCACCUUCAAAUGUAGCUAUCCAGAGGAGCUCAAGACAAACUACAAGUACUUAAUCAACCUCAAUAAUCAAACUAUUGUUAAAGAGAUCAUUUACACUGGAAAAGAGGCUCAGAAAGAGCAGAAUGGCAGAUUCUCCAUCUUUGAUGACAGAAGCUCUAACGUCUUCAGUGUGAACAUCAGUGAUGUGACAGAAGAUGAUGGAGGACUUUAUCUGUGUGGAGUGUGGGUGUGGAAGAAUGAGAAGUCGGUGCGUUAUUACUCCUACUUCAGAGAGAUUCAGCUACAGGUUAACGAAAAAUCAACAGUGCUACCAGAAACUCCAAGCACAACUACGGAACCAACUACAGCUUCAACCUACUGGACCACGUCAACAGCACCAGUGGCAGAAACAACUGGUGAGCAUCUCAGAAAGAAACAUUCUGCAUGGGUUACAACAGCAUGGCUGCUUAAACACAGUAAAGAAAAAACAACUGCACUACCAGAAACUCCAAGCACAACCAUGGAACCAACUACAGCUACAACCGACUGGGCCAUAAUAGCAGCACCAGCAGCAGAAACAUCUGAUGAUCAUCUCCGUCAAGUGUUUGGCUAUUUAGCAGGAAGCAUCACUUUACUCCCUAAUCUACAGUGGGAUGUAGACAAUACAAGAUACAUGUGCAAGAUGGAACAAAGUGGCUGCGUCAAUAUAAUAAAGGACCAGACUCAGAGCAAUGCUGUUACUAGCGGGAGAUUCAAGAUGUAUUCAAAUACAGCAGGCAACUUUACAGUGUUGAUCAGAGAGCUGAAGCCUCAGGACUCUGCCGUGUACAGAUUUGGAGUUGGGAAUGGGAAGCAUAAGGACAUCAAGCUGACUGUUCAGAAUGAUUCUUGUUGUGGGGGAAUUAAAAGAAUAAAAGCUUAUCUGGGAGAGACGGCCACCUUCAAAUGUAGCUAUCCAGAUGAGCUGAAGACAAACAGCAAGCGGUUAAUCAACCUCAAUAAUCAAACUAUUGUUAAAGUGAUCAUUUAUACGGAAAAAGAGGCUCAGAAAGAGCAGAAAGACAGAUUCUCCAUCUUUGAUGACAGAAGCUCUAACGUCUUCAGUGUGAACAUCAGUGAUGUGAGAGAAGAUGAUGGAGGACUUUAUCUGUGUGGAGUGUGGAAGAAUGAGAAGUCGGUGCGUUAUUACUCCUACUUCAGAGAGAUUCAGCUACAGGUUAACGAAAAAUCAACAGUGCUACCAGAAACUCCAAGCACAACUACGGAACCAACUACAGCUUCAACCUACUGGACCACGUCAACAGCACCAGUGGCAGAAACAACUGGAAAGAAACAUUCUGCACGGGUUACAACAGCAUGGCUGCUUAAACACAGUAAAGAAAAAACAACUGCACUACCAGAAACUCCAAGCACAACCAUGGAACCAACUACAGCUACAACCGACUGGGCCAUAAUAGCAGCACCAGCAGCAGAAACAUCUGAUGAUCAUCUCCGUCAAGUGUUCGGCUAUUUAGCAGGAAGCAUCACAUUACUCCCUAAUCUACAGUGGGAUGUAGACAAUACAAGAUACAUGUGCAAGAUGGAACAAAGUGGCUGCGUCAAUAUAAUAAAGGACCAGACUCAGAGCAAUGCUGUUACUAGCGGGAGAUUCAAGAUGUAUUCAAAUACAGCAGGCAACUUUACAGUGUUGAUCAGAGAGCUGAAGCCUCAGGAUUCUGCCGUGUACAGAUUUGGAGUUGGGAAUGGGAAGCAUAAGGACAUCAAGCUGACCGUUCAGAAUGAUUCUUGUUGUGGGGGAAUUAAAAGAAUAAAAGCUUAUCUGGGAGAGACGGCCACCUUCAAAUGUAGCUAUCCAGAGGAGCUGAAGACAAACAGCAAGCGGUUAAUCAACCUCAAUAAUCAAACUAUUGUUAAAGUGAUCAUUUAUACGGAAAAAGAGGCUCAGAAAGAGCAGAAAGACAGAUUCUCCAUCUUUGAUGACAGAAGCUCUAACGUCUUCAGUGUGAACAUCAGUGAUGUGAGAGAAGAUGAUGGAGGACUUUAUCUGUGUGGAGUGUGGAAGAAUGAGAAGUCGGUACUUUAUUACUCCUACUUCAGAGAGAUUCAGCUACAGGUUAACGAAAAAUCAACAGUGCUACCAGAAACUCCAAGCACAACUACGGAACCAACUACAGCUUCAACCUACUGGACCACGUCAACAGCACCAGUGGCAGAAACAACUGGUGAGCAUCUCAGAAAGAAACAUUCUGCAUGGGUUACAACAGCAUGGCUGCUUAAACACAGUAAAGAAAAAACAACUGCACUACCAGAAACUCCAAGCACAACCAUGGAACCAACUACAGCUACAACCGACUGGGCCAUAAUAGCAGCACCAGCAGCAGAAACAUCUGAUGAUCAUCUCCAAAAAUCAAGUGCACUGCCAGAAAGUCCAAGCACAACUAUGACGACAGCAACAGCUUCCUGGACCGCAUCAACAGCACCAGCAGCAGAAACAUCUGAUGGUCAUCUCAGUUCCUCUGUCAUCAUCACUGUAUGUGUCUGUGUGGCUCUGUUGCUGAUUGGAGGAUCAGCACUGAUCAUCCACAAACUGAGGAACCACAGGAUACAGGACUCCGCCUCGACUGGCCAGAGAACAGAGAAGUAUAAAGAGGGUGUUUACAUCACCAUGGAUCCAGUCCAGAAGAGCCUACACCCCAAAAGCAACAUACCAGAUUUAGUUUAUGAGGAUCCUGAUCGAAACACUAACCAAAAAGAUUUUAUCUAUGAGACCAUGGUCCAUAACUCCAACCAAUCAGAUUCGAUUUAUGAUAAUGCUUAA